AUGGCUUUGUCCAGUCCUUCUUUCGCCCUCGGAGAGACCAACGUCAAAGUGCCCAUAGGUCGCGACGCCAUUCUCAACUGCACUGUGCACAAUUCUGGCACCCACAAGGUGGCUUGGAUAGACUCCCUGCGCGGCGUCGUGCUCACCGUCGAGGAGGACGUGGUAACGGGAAAUCCUCGCGUUGGCAUCAGGCACUCGGUGACCCCCAAUGGUGCCGACUCGUGGGUGCUGAGUGUCAAGGCCGUCACCAUGAAGGACGCUGGCACCUACAUGUGCCAAGUCAGCACCAAGGCGGGACUCAGGCUGCUCUACAACCUUUCUGUCGUCGACGAUUCACUGCCAUUCCAGUCAACACUCUUGAGGGGAUCCCGUGGGAAAGCUUUGGGAUACCCCAGGGGCGUACCCAUACCCCCUCCCGAUUACCCUAUUUCCCUAGCCGAGGACGAAGCCAAUUACACUUUUUCUCUAACCUGGGUCUUCGCGUCUCAACGUCCUCUUGAUAGCAUUGUUUUUUUUAGCCGGGGGUCACCCUCCAAAAUCGCCGUAAAACCCUAG
Messenger RNA from Penaeus chinensis, 555 nucleotides. Its product is annotated as zwei Ig domain protein zig-8-like. Gene Ontology annotation, cellular component: neuron projection membrane. Bases 1 to 555 code for a protein of 184 amino acids. The record is from RefSeq and is a predicted model, not a curated record. Gene Ontology annotation, biological process: synapse organization. NCBI's taxonomy places the organism in Eukaryota, Metazoa, Arthropoda, Malacostraca, Decapoda, Penaeidae. The transcript has 5 exons.